GAGAGGAGAGGGAAAGGAGAACGGAACCCUCGACGGAACCGCCGCCUCCACUGUCCGGGGGGCGGUAGAGAUGGCGGCGAAGAGGCUCCUCCUCCUCUCCCGCUGCCGCCUCAUUGCCCACCGCCCUUCCUGCCACAUCCCCUUCCUGCCGCCCGCGCUCGCCCGCUACCUCGGCUCCCCAUCCAGCCCCAACCCCAACCCCAAGAAUACUAGUAGCAUGGGGACGGCAUCGUCGGGGGAGGAGGAGGAAGACGACGAGGGCAAAGCUUUCCCGUGGAGGAGAUGGAGGCCUGACGUGGCCUGGCUCCCCAAGGCCCUGGAGCCCGCACUGCAACUCUACAACCAAUACAAGCCUUUCCUCACUAGUGCGCCUACUGACAAUAUCCCCGCAAGCACCCGCACCUUCAGCGAGAUCCUAAGCGACCUCCAGCGGAGCAAGGUCAGCAUUAAGGACUGGAGUCUCACUGAUCUCACCAUCGGCCUCUACCUCAUCUACCUCAGCCAAGCUUCUGCAAAGGAUGCUCAAGCCUUCAAGGGUCUUCAUAUCUCCUGCAACAACAAGGUUCAACAACUAAUUUAUCACCUUGAGCUUGCAAGAGGUUGCUAUAAGGGCAAUGCCACUGGCCUUGCACGCCAUUCUAUGCUUCGCAAGAGGAACGUUCUCAAAUUCGUCAAGGACUCCAGUAUUCUCAGACCUGGCUAUUACAUUGCCAUUGAUCCACGCACUAAAUUGGUCAUCCUUGGGAUUCGUGGGACUCACACUGUUUAUGACCUAGUUACCGAUUUGAUUGCUCUAAGCGAUAAGAAGGUAUCACCUAAAGGUUUCUCGACACACUUUGGAACAUAUGAGGCCGCCCGUUGGUACCUUCGCCAUGAGUUGGGACUUAUCAGAAAGUGUUUGGAAAAGCAUAAGGAUUACAAGUUGCGCCUGGUAGGGCACUCCCUUGGAGGUGCUUCAGCCGCGUUGCUUGCUAUAAUGCUAAGGAAGAAGUCAAAGGAAGAGCUUGGAUUUAGUCCUGACGUUAUAUCAGCUGUUGGAUAUGGAACCCCGCCUUGUGUCUCAAGAGAAAUUGCUCAAAGUUGUGCAAGCUAUGUUUCAACUGUUGUACUGCAGGAUGAUAUCAUCCCUAGAUUAAGUGCAGCUUCACUGGCAAGAUUGCGAGCCGAAAUACUCAAAACAGAUUGGGUAAGUGUUUUGGAAAAAGAAGACUGGAAGCAUAUAGUGGACAUUGUGACUAAUGCUAAGCUUGUAGUUUCGUCAAUUCAAGAUGUGGCGCGCAAGCUUGCUGAUUAUGCUAAAAUUGUCACAGUAUCAACUAGUUCUGAUGCCAUCAAAGAUCAAGAUCGCCCCCUGAGCACCAGUGAAGUAUUGUCACCGGAUAGUAAAGAGGAUGUAUUUGUGCCAGAAGAUCUGUUCCUUCCUGGGACUCUGUAUUACCUCAAGAGGGACAUUGAGGAUAUAAACGGUGUAGAAGAUGAGUCGUAUACACUCUGGAGAGGUGAUGCCGGGGAGAAUUUUCAGAGGAUACUGUUAUCUGGCAAUCUGAUAUCCGAUCACAAAUGUGAAAGCAUAUAUUACGCCCUGAGGGAUGUGCUCAAGACUCUGCCGCCCCAGGAAUCAGGAUGACAAGUAGAAGUUCCUUUUCAAGCUUUUUGCAGGAUAAUCUCCAUCUAUUCUGUAGUUUGUCAUCUCGAUACAAUAGAGGAAAGCAUAUUUUUGUUGCUCCUUAGUUCUCCCAUGGGUAAAGGCGAAAGUCUGCCGGCUUUGGGGGAAAUAGAAGAAUAGAGCUUGUUGUACAGUUUUGUGUGUGUGUGUGUGUGUGUGUGUGUUUGUAAGGGAAAAAACAAGAAUAAUAGAGAAGAAAUGCUUAACACUAUCUUGUUGCAUGCAGUGAAAGACAUUGCAGCUGGUGUAGUUACUUUGACUAA
Messenger RNA from Oryza sativa Japonica Group (Japanese rice), 1929 nucleotides. RefSeq lists its product as uncharacterized. The record is from RefSeq and is a predicted model, not a curated record. Lineage: Eukaryota; Viridiplantae; Streptophyta; Magnoliopsida; Poales; Poaceae. Gene Ontology annotation, biological process: lipid metabolic process.